This is a messenger RNA of Durio zibethinus, 3129 nucleotides long. RefSeq lists its product as uncharacterized. The record is from RefSeq and is a predicted model, not a curated record. Gene Ontology annotation, molecular function: protein binding. NCBI's taxonomy places the organism in Eukaryota, Viridiplantae, Streptophyta, Magnoliopsida, Malvales, Malvaceae.
ACAAAAAGAUUUAACGAUUAAGGUAUACUAAAUAAAUUUGUUUGGGUUGGAGUGGGCUGAAUCGCCGAGACACUGAAAGCCCAAAAUCUCUUCAGCAGCUGGCCACGGCCUACAGCCUACAGUCAAUCACCCAUAAACCUAGAACUUCUGCUCUGCUACACUGUUAAACCCUAAACAAAACCAAGUAAACCUCAUUUCUUAGUUUCCCGUUCUCACACAACAAUAUACAAAUUUGUUCAAAGAUGCAAUCUCAGCUUCGACAAUGAGGCUAAUCUCAACAACUCUAUGUUUCUUCACCAAAAUGUUUCUAUCCCUCAGCAGUCUCUUCCACAUCAACCGCAGAAUACCUGUCAGAGUAAGCCACCCCUUUUCUCUCUUUCAAAACGCUCAUCACCUCACCUUUUCUCCACCAUCCAAUGACUCUCUUAUUGUCUGCCCUUUUAUUUUAUUCACUAGUUUCUUCUACGUGAUCAAGUUCCCUUAUGGGACCAAGUCUAAGAGUAAUACCAACGUUUUUUUAGAUGAUUUCAAUAGGGAGUCCAUGUGUAAAAUCAUUCGACAAGACGCAUGGAAUGAUCCAAAGAUUGCAACUUCGAUUAAUUCAAGCUUGGCACCUAUUUGGGUAUCUAAGAUUUUGGUUGGUUUGAAACAGGACCCUCAACUGGCAUUGAAAUUCUUCAAAUGGGCGAAAACCCAGAAAGGGUUUAGCCCUACAAGUGAAUCUUAUUGUAUAUUGGUGCACGUUUUGUUUCAUGGUAGAGUGUAUUUUGAUGCUACUGCUGUUCUUAAGGAAUUCAUUUUGUCAAGGCGGGGGGUAGUGUUGCCAGGUUGUGAUCCUUUUGAUGUUCUGUGGUCUACAAGGAAUGUUUGUGGAUAUGGGUUUGGGGUGUUUGAUAGUUUGUUUAGUGUGUUGGUUGAUUUGGGAAUGUUUGAGGAGGCUAGCCAAUGUUUUUCAAAAAUGAAGAGGUAUAGAGUUUUGCCUAAAGUUCGUUCUUGUAAUGCUCUUUUACAUAGGCUUUCCCAGUCAGGGAGGAGGGACCGAUCUAGGAGGUUUUUGGAGGAAAUGGUUGGGGCUGGCAUUGCUCCAUCAGUAUUCACAUAUAAUAUAGUGAUAGAUCAUAUGUGCAAAGAAGGGGAACUGGACACUGCAAGAAUGUUAUUUGGACAAAUGAAACAGAUUGGCGUCACGCCGGAUAUUGUCACAUAUAACUCCCUAAUCGAUGGAUAUGGAAAGGUGGGAUUAUUGGAUGAAGUGCUUUUCUUAUUUGAAGAGAUGAAGAAUGUAGCGUGUGAGCCUGAUGUAAUUACAUACAAUGCCUUAAUAAACUGCUUUUGUAAAUUUCAGAGGAUGCUUCAGGCUUUUGAAUUUUUUCGUGAAAUGAGGAAUAAGGGGUUGAAACCAAAUGUUGUUACUUAUAGCACAUUAAUUGAUGCUUUUUGCAAGGAAGGGAUGAUGCAACAAGGGGUUAAAUUCUUAGUUGAUAUGAGGCGGCUUGGUCUUUUACCCAAUGUCACUUAUACUUCUUUAAUUGAUGCAAAUUGUAAAGCUGGCAAUCUAACUGAAGCAUUGAAGCUGGCUAAUGAGAUGUUGCAGGCAAAUAUUGACUUGAACAUUGUUACAUAUACAACUAUAAUCGAUGGUCUUUGUGAAGCAGGGCGAACAAAGGAAGCAGAGGAAAUUUUUAGGGCAAUGCUGAAAGCUGGAUUAACACCUAAUGUGCAAAUUUAUACUGCCCUUGCUCAUGGCUAUAUGAAAGUUAAGAAGAUGGAGUAUGCCUUGAAUCUUUUGAAAGAAAUGAAGGAGAAAAGCAUUAAACCUGACCUGUUGUUUUAUGGAACUGUUAUUUGGGGACUAUGCUAUCAGGAUAAGAUAGAAGAAACUAAACUUGUCUUGGGUGAAAUGAAGGAAUCUGGACUGAGUCCAAAUCCUGUCAUAUACACUACAGUCAUGGAUUCUUAUUUUAAGGCAGGAAAAACCACUGAGGCACUGAAUCUACUAGAAGAAAUGUGGGACCUGGGUAUUGAAGUUACAGUUGUGACUUUUUGUGUAUUGGUUGAUGGCUUGUGCAAAACAGGACUGGUUCUAGAGGCAAUUAAUUAUUUCAAUAGAAUGCUGGAGUUCAAUUUGCAACCUAAUGUCGCAGUUUAUACGGUAUUGAUUGAUGGCCUCUGUAAGAAUAAUUUCAUUGAAGCGGCCAAAAAUAUGUUUGAUGAAAUGCUAAGCAAAAAUUUGGUUCCAGAUAAAACUGCUUACACUGCUUUGAUAGAUGGAAAUUUAAAGCGUGGAAAUUUUCAAGAAGCUUUGAAUCUGUUGAACAAAAUGAUUGAAAUGGGCAUGGAGCUUGAUUUGCCAGCUUACACUUCCCUGGUUUGGGGGUUUUGCCAAUGUGGUCAGUUACAGCAAGCAAGAAAAUUUCUGGAUGAGAUGAUAAGCAAGCAUAUCCUUCCUGAUGAGAUUCUUUGCAUUGGUGUAUUAAGGAAGUACUAUGAGCUAGGACAUGUUGUUGAAGCCAUUGAGUUGCAAAAUGAAAUGGCUAAGAGGGGUUUAAUUACUAGCCUCAUCCAUCAUGCUGUUCCAAGUGUACAAACGUAAGGUCUAAUUGUUUGGUCAUUCAUAAUUUGUUCAAUCUGUGUAGAAAACUUGAAUCAGUGGACAGGGAUGUACCAUAAUAAAGAAUAGGAACCUGAGUCAUUCCUUGUUGUGAGAAUGCAAACAUAUUUGAGCAGGUUUGCUGAUAAAGAAUCCUUCCAGAGUCAUUCUUUAGUGAUGCAAAACCUGCGACCAGAAGAUGUUUCCUUUUGGAGUCAAAUCAGCUUUUGGUGCACCAUGCUUACCCAGAUCAAAUCUUCCAUACAUUGAUGGUGUCUGGAACGAACGAUUUAUCCUUCGUAGAAACUGAAAUUUUCCAUGCAUAAUUACUCUGAUUUGCUCCAGGAUUAUGUGCAUUGAAGGCAACAGAGAUAGUGAAGCAGAAAGCCGCACAGACAGUGGUCGAUACCGCGUCAGGUUUCUGGGGCCGCUGCAUCUUGGAGCCAUUUGAACAUGUUAAAACACCAAAUAUGAUUUUAUCAAAAGUUUGAAUAGUUUGCAAAAUUCUUUUGAAUUUUAUUCUUUUCACAGAUAUGUCA